UACCUUUGCUUUUCACCUCUUUACUUUUAAUUUUGACUACCUAUAGGAAAACGAAAUUAUCAACUUACGGGUCUUUAAACUCACCACAUCGUAAGAUUAGGGUUUUCCUGCACAGAUAUUGAUUUUUAGGGUUUAUUAUAUGUCAAACCUUCUAUUGUUGCCGUUAACAGAGUUGCAGGGUGCUUGAAGACGCCGAAAGCUUUAGCGACAAUGUCUCUUAUUGCGAAUGAAGAAUUUCAACAUAUUCUUCGUGUUCUCAACACUAACGUUGAUGGGCGACAGAAGAUCAUGUUUGCCCUGACCUCCAUUAAGGGUAUUGGUAGGCGUUUUGCCAAUAUUGUUUGUAAAAAAGCUGAUGUUGACAUGAGCAAGAGAGCUGGUGAGCUUUCUGCCCAGGAACUUGAGAAUCUGAUGGUGAUUGUGGCAAAUCCACGGCAAUUCAAGAUCCCUGACUGGUUUUUGAAUAGAAAGAAGGAUCAUAAGGAUGGUCGGUUCUCUCAGGUGGUAUCCAAUGCCCUUGACAUGAAACUCAGGGAUGACUUGGAACGCUUGAAGAAGAUCAGGAAUCAUCGUGGUCUUCGUCACUAUUGGGGUCUGCGAGUGCGUGGGCAACAUACAAAGACCACUGGUCGUAGGGGGAAAACUGUUGGUGUGUCAAAAAAGCGUUGAGAAAGGAAAUAUUAUUGGAGAAACACAAUUUUGCUUGUGUCUUCAUAUUGUUUCACAUUAUUCCUUUAAGGUGCUUUAUGUUGUAUUUGUUGUCGUUACACCGGCCCUUUUUUCUUUUGAAAGUUGGAAACACAUCAUGCGAUUGACAAGGCUGUAAAGCUUUGAUUUUGCACUUUUUAAUUUGAGAAUGGCUUCCUGAAAGCUCUAUCUACAUUUUGUAGUACUAAGGAAGAAGGUUAAAUGUUGAGUUCAAUGAAAUACUGGAACCAUUUGUUUUGGUUUUUGAAAUAUUUAUUUUGAUAUAUCUUUUCCAGUA
Cryptomeria japonica (Japanese cedar) is the source of this 985-nucleotide messenger RNA. RefSeq names its product small ribosomal subunit protein uS13z/uS13y/uS13x. Gene Ontology annotation, cellular component: small ribosomal subunit; cytosol; ribosome. Gene Ontology annotation, biological process: translation. The record is from RefSeq and is a predicted model, not a curated record. Gene Ontology annotation, molecular function: RNA binding; structural constituent of ribosome. Lineage: Eukaryota; Viridiplantae; Streptophyta; Pinopsida; Cupressales; Cupressaceae. The transcript is spliced from 4 exons. The coding region runs from base 211 to 669 and encodes 152 amino acids.